This is a messenger RNA of Varroa destructor (honeybee mite), 10423 nucleotides long. RefSeq names its product protein SCAI-like. Gene Ontology annotation, biological process: Rho protein signal transduction; DNA-templated transcription; adenylate cyclase-modulating G protein-coupled receptor signaling pathway. Gene Ontology annotation, cellular component: brush border membrane; heterotrimeric G-protein complex; cytoplasm. The record is from RefSeq and is a predicted model, not a curated record. Lineage: Eukaryota; Metazoa; Arthropoda; Arachnida; Mesostigmata; Varroidae. Gene Ontology annotation, molecular function: transcription corepressor activity; GTPase activity; D5 dopamine receptor binding.
UUGAAUAGCUCCCAGUUAAUUGGUAUGGGGCGCACGUUUUAUUUUUGACUUUUGCAUAUUUUCCUCUUAGAUUUUAAGUUAAUUUGUUUAUGGCAUCCACAACGGUAUGAAGAGAUGGCGUAACAGCUGGAGUUCGUUGAUCACGAAUUUGCACAUUAUUUAUGACGCAGAAAAAAUAACAGUAUGUUAAAUCUGUACAUGUGUUUAGUGCUCCAAAGUUCAUUAAGGCAUUUUUCGGAUCACUAUGCCUGCAAUUAUCUAAAAGAUGUGAUCGUAGCAACCUUAAUUAGAGACCUUACGGAAUAGGGCUUGAAGACACCUUUAAAGGAAAUCCUUUACAUGUCGUUUUAUGCAUUUUCUUAACAUGAGAGCUUAGAACACGUGAUGAAUUGAGCGGAUAUAUUCAAGCUAGUAUCCCAGUAGCAGUCGAUGAAAUGCAAUACAACAUUCGUCUGCGAUUCUUGAAUACAGCAAACGAUCAUUUUCUCCCUGUUAUCCCCUAUUUGAUUCGGACGCUUAAACGAAGAACUCAUCGUGUUCUUUAUUUGCUUAAACUCCCUUACUGAAAAAAACUCUCUAAAGUUUUGUGUUAAUAAAUCUCUUUUUUUGAGCCCAAAUGAAGUUUACGCAUGAGACGUCAUAAUGGCAAGGUUAAUUCUUAUAAUUAAAUUUACGGUUUACUUUAGUUCAAAUCUGAUCCAGACAUGCAUGCUAGAUCUGCAUGAAAACGGUUCAAACGAUGUAGGAUACCUGCUGUGGCUUGAAAAUAUUUGUAUGCCUUAUACUGGGCUUCUAGUGGCGGCCUACUGCAGAUGUGAUGUGCUAAAAAAAGAUUCUUACAGUAACGAGCAUAUAAACGAAGCCGUAUUUUACCAGGCCAUGCGGUUGCCAAUCGAAUGUUCCGCUUGUACCAGUCGACAGAGCGCGCAAUGAUUAAGUUGUUUUACUAUAACAGUAUUUACCGUACUGCAUAGCAAUUUAUUGACCGUGUACUAGCAUAUUCUGGGCCAGGCGGUUGCUGUCGUUGUAUUACUACCGUGGUAGUAUUUAAUCGUAUCGUUUAGGCAGAUGUUACAAAAUAUAUGCUGCAUAAUGUAUAUAAAAACAUAAAUUUACUCUAGAUAACAGAUGUCUUCAGGAACUCGACAAAGCCGAUCCUCAGUGCCGGACACCACGCAUUCGUGGCGGGCAACUCGAACUCAGGACUUCGCAGGCCCCUAUCACUUGUCCAUAGUUGCUCAUUCUUAUCCUCUUCCCAGGCCUAGCCACAUCGGCGUCAACUCCUGAAUCAUCAGGAUCAGCAUGCAGACUCGCCUCCCUCUGUUUCCCGAUUCUGCUCCUGCUGCUUGUUGUGGUAAUGUAGUGUGUGUACACGGUAGCAGUGAGCUAUCUUAUGUUAGAUUUGAGUGUCCUGACUCCUGCUGUUUUCUGAAUUUGUGCGUAUCCUGGUGUCGGUUUAGAUCGGUCUAUGUGUAUGCUAUUCUCCUGUCUUGCGCUUCGGCAGCCAACAACAGCAGCAGCAGCAGAAGGCACGCUCGAUCGGUCAAUUAGUCACGCAGUCACCGUGCGCGCACAAUGUGUAGUUUUGUUGUGCUAUUUAAGGAAUAAAUGGUAGUCACGAUAGACUUUACCCGAACCAAUCGUCGUGACUAACAGCGAAUAAAUAAAAAAAAACUACGUAAUCUAUUGCCAGACACCGUAACGAGUCGGCGCAUUGUAGUUUAGUUUACUGAUAACCGCGUCUGCUUUUCUCCUGUUCUGUGCCUGUCGUAUGAUGCUCAGGUAUGCGAACGAAGAAGUUCUAUUAAACAACAAAGUCCAGAAGCCAUCUGAAGGCGUCUGUUUUGCAAAUUCGAGUCGAUAAAGGAGCGAACGGAAGCCAAUCAGAAUCAGUGCAAAAAUAAUCGAAUUUUAUUAUUUGUCUCAGUUGACUGCUACCGUUUGUACUGGCAAAUCGAUCCUGACGCGAUAGCCGAGUUGAAAAUAGUCAAAGCUACACAAAGAUACUUUUGCUUAUGUCGUCGAUUUGGACGUUCGCUUGUGAAACCACCCAAGAAAAUUCAGCGAAUAAUUUAAUCUGCCAUAGCUACAAACCACGACAAACACAGAGAGGAAGAAUUGUUGGAAGCCGGUUUUGCCGGUAUGCACAACGAUACGGUUCUAGUCAAGGCUAGAAAGGCACUAUUUGGUCAUAGUCACUUCUGCCACUUCUGACCUUGAAAUCGUCGGAGCUACAGUGAGGCCUGACGCUAAGGCCCCGGUAUAACCUCGUAUCCGGACCCUUUCGAAUUGACAAGUUGGCGAGCUCAUUUGGAUCAAAGAUUUGAGCCAGUGUCGUUACUAUUAUUAUUGCUAUGACAUUUUAUUUGAAGGAGAUGCUUUGAGAUGAAAAAAACCGGGUGGCGUUUGUUGUGUCAUUAUGGAGGACAAUGACCACUAAACGACCUACGGGGCUAAUGAGGGCGCAUCAACCGAUCGGCCAGCCGGUCUUUCUACGACGAGGGUAUCCUAACGCUUCGACAUGUUCAAAAUGGAGCAAAGGCUUCCUAUUGAAGCAAUAUAAUUGCUACGGUGAUAGUGUCGGUGAUAGGUGUGUUUGCAACUAGACAACAAUGACGUAAGAAAACGUGAACUUUACGGAUCUUUCUGCAGCGAGUUUCGCACAUAACUGGAUAAUGAUUCGUUGCUUUUUUGGAGACAAGGUGCUGUUGCAGGUCUACAAUUGCAGCUAAAGAUACCCCAAUAAUAAAUAGGAAACUUAUUGCUCGAUCGCCCAAAAGUGACACCCCACGCAAAUAGAAUCAGGUAGCAGAAGUAUUAAUGUAACGUCUAUAACAGCGACUAUACACGUAUGUCGAUUCGAACAUAUAUGUAUGAUCCAUAGUUUAACUGCCAUAUCAGUGUAAACAUUACAAGUUUGAUUGAGACUCUGUCGUGCUCACCGAUUCGGUUGGUGGCCAUUCUCGUGCCGAGCGGGCAGCAACGGCUACCCUGCCGUUCAGCCGCCCUUCCUUCCUGUGCUUCCGCGUGUGAUGGGUGUCACCGAAAUGGCUGACACUGAGGAACACGAGGAACGCAAGAUUGUUGCGGAGUUUGUUCAUCUCCUUGACAAAAGCAAACAGCUAUUCAACGGUUUGCGGGAUCUCCCGCAGUACGGGCACAAACAGUGGCAGGCAUACUUUGGCCGUACGUUUGACGUGUACACACGCCUAUGGAAAUUCCAACAACAGCACCGGCAGCUUCUCGAUAUAAAAUAUGGCCUAAAGCGUUGGCAGAUCGGUGAAAUCGCAUCAAAGAUUGGCCAGUUGUAUUAUCACUAUUACCUGCGUACUAGUGAUACAAACUAUUUGAGUGAGGCAUUUUCAUUCUACGCCGCUAUACGGGCCCGUGGCUACUAUUCCAAAAUGGUAAAAGAAGAUCAGGGCCUCACAUACUCACACCGGUCGGAUCUCAUGGUGAAAAAAUUGCGUUACUAUGCCCGGUUCAUCGUCGUUUGCCUCCUACUAAAGAAAAUGAAAAUUGUCAGAGAGCUCGUCCGUGAGUUGGCGUCGCUCAUCGACGAUUACACGUCCGCGUAUGAGCCCGAAGAUCAAUUGGAAUGGAGCCUUGUUCUUGGGGAAAUUCGUUCGUUUAUUGAUGCGGAUAAUCUUGUUAACAUAAUCGAUCAGGAUUCGGUUCCAGUUGUUGUGUCGCAUCGGCUUUCGCCGGCGAACGCCCCUCCGGUAGAGAAAUCUCCGUCGCUCCUUGGGCCUCUACUGUCUCUGCAAGAGGUCAUCAUAGUCGGCAGCUGUUGUGAUCAGCUCGUAGCGCCUCCACAGGUGAAGUUUUCGGAACUCACUCUCGACAUGUUCCGGAUGCUUCAGACACUCGAAAGGGAGCCAAGCAGUAUCGCUGGAGAGACGGCAGCCACAGCAAGCGGUGGGUCUACAGUGAUGACAAGUGAACUCUACGACGCAUCACCAGGCGCUCAACGGGCAGUGGCUUCUGGAGGCUUCCCUGAAAAUGAUGACCCCCGAUUUCACUCGGCUGCUGCCAGCAGCUCAAUGUCUGUGUCGUCGGCAAGUAUGCGCAGAGACAACCCGCACAAAUAUCUUCUCUAUCGACCGUCUCUUCCCCAACUGCUCGUAUUUCUUGCAUCGGGAUUUCGUGAGCUGCCGUCAAAUGGGGUCAUGUUGCUAUAUAUUUCGGCUGAUGGGUGUUUCCCACUACAACAAACUUCGAUUACGCCGAGCGCUGCUAUGGGCCCCAUGGGAGGAACUGGGACGGCCACUAUGGUUGGGACUAUGGGCGGUGUUGUUGGUGGGUUAAAACACGCUGAAGAAGAAUGUGAUGAACUCAUGCGUAACGAAAUGCGUAUUCGGGGCCGUGUACCAGACACAUUACCAAACGGUUAUGAGCACGGCGGAGCGGCAACUAACAAUAAACGCGACGCCAUCAUGGGCGAACUCUCGGCGCCUCUCGGCGCUGGCCCGCUGCCGCCCAUCGGCGGAACGAAACGAGCUGCAGGGGCAAUAGUACUUCGAGAACAGCACUGCCUCUAUCCCGGGGAUCUCUUCCCGUUCACUCGCAAGCCACUUUUCGUCGUAGUAGAUUCGGACAACUCGUACGCGUUCGAGAACAUGGCGGUGCGUCUAUUUGGCCAGCCGUUGAUUGUGCUCAUGUCUCCGGAAGAGACGCCGCCGGUUUUUCACGAUCAGCAUCACAAAGGAAGCCUGUUCACGUUGUUCCUGCACUGUCCCUUGGCGGCGUUCUGCUUUGUCUGCCAUGUUGCCGACAUCCCGCUGUCGCUAUGGGAGCGUGGGCAAGCCCACGUGAGUCGAUUCACGGCGGAGGCGUCCAGAGUGCUCAUUAGAUCAAGAUCUAUUGAUCAGGCAUAUCUCGCAUUAUACGGCGAUGAUUUUCUGCGGCUCCUAAUGUUGCGCUUCAUCUUCGCACAUGUUGUUAUCAAACUUCACCGCUUAUUCAAGAUCCCUGGAUGUAAUUACGCCCCCAGGAAUGCUUUCUGCAGGUCGUUUCCUCCAAUGCCCGAAACCGAAGUAUUAGACCAUCCAGCCCUUAAGCGUGCUGUAUAUGAAUUAGCUACUGUACUUGAGGUGCGGUCUUUAUUCACCGAGGGCGAGGAAGCCCUAGCUCAGCAAUCAGACUGACACCGGCCACUCAUGUUUGCCAUGGGCUGAGGACGCGAAGACCGCAGCGUGCCGUUUGAUCCGGACCUCCAGGCCUACCAGUACCUUUACGAUAUAGACGAUCCUUAUUGCCACGAGAAUCUAUGGGUUAGAAAGCAACAUUAUGAGCGAAAUCAACGUUUGGUGCAAAAACGACGAUAUCAUAAUCCUCAGGAGCCUUCAACAAUGCUACAAAGGCCGCUAAAAGAGGGAGACCGUUAUUCGUAUGAUAAUCAACAACAAAAGUAUGCAGGCAGUAGCAACCCUUCGACGUACUUCAGCCAGAGUGACACAAGUACGCCACCGAUAUCCUAUAGAUGCACCGCUCUUCCGGUAUCCGAUUUACGCGGAGAUGCGUCGCCGCAGCAGCAGCAGCAGCAUUCGAUUAGCUACAACAAUUCAGUAGCAGCGUACACUCGUCGAUCCGUUUCGACUUCAUGCGUCCGAAGUGGUAACGGCAACAGAGAGCGAUUGGUAUAUGUCCCUCACACUCACUCAAAGUUCUCUGCCUCGAAGACUCAUCUGAACGCAGGCUUAUCGUCAGCUUCAGCGUACCCUAAGAGCAGUGAACUGGCGUAUCCGCAGCAAGGGGAUGCUGGCGGUCCGUCUCUAUAUGGUACGCUUCAAUCUAAUCAUCGCAACAUCGGCGGGCGUCCACCGGCACAGCAACGUCUAUCCGAUUUUGACAUGCAGCCGCGGCAGCAACAAGCACGAGCGUACAACAAUACGCUGUCUCAAACAAGUCAGGUUCACUUUAGUCCAGGACACGAUCUCUACGUGUACAGUGAACAAGAACCUCCACUUGACAGACUCGAUCAGAGAGACAGAUGAUUAGAUUAUCGAGUCAACACCGAUAGGGAACCGUAUGACAUCGCACGAUGUACCCUUAAUAGGCUAGACUGUCUGCGAAAGCGCCAGCUACUACGAUGAUGGCCCACUCAUAUCGGUGAAUGCAGACGAGAGUCGAUGUUAAACACCUAAUGUAGCGUUUACUGGGAGGCAAUUAGCGUCCAGUUACCCCCAACGCAGUUACUGCAUUCCGCGAUUCCGCUAACAAGACGCUAUACUUGAAUGUUUAUCGGGAUAUCACUAAGAGGAGAUUUCAUACCCUUGCGAAAUCUCCAAUACACGGAAACCUUCGAGCGAUGCUCGUUGACGCUCUCUUUACGUAUAUAAAUACCUCAUUAAAAAACUCGUAUUGCAUAUCUGACUCUUACUUGAGGUGUUUCAGUGAAAUAGCUCAAGUAAGACUUCACUUCACUGGAAUUCCAGUUGAAGUAUGGUAGUUACAAGGACUUUUUCAUUCUUUGCAAAAUAUUUUCAGCGAUCCUUCUUGUAGAUAAGACAUUUUAAUUGCGUUUGGUCUUUUUACCUGAUAAAAAUGUCUAAUUGUUUCUUGAAGCGAUAACAAAACAGGUUUUUUGCGAGAAUUUCUCAGGGUUUUUCUAAGCAACAAAUAUGCUGCUUGCAAAUUUUUGUUGCGCAAUAUUUUCAAUUUCUCUGCCAGUGUAUUCAGUACCUAAUGGAGCGAUUCGCAGUGCAAAGCGGCACGCGACGAAUGAUCUUUAGGAAAGCAGCGCUAACUUCAGGACUUGUGUUCAUUUUUUUUGUCAAACCGCAACCAACUAGGACUGCGUUUCUGGAAAAUGCCGCCUAUACUUUUGUUUGUGCUUUUUCCUAAGUAUAACCCUACCGAACCCGCUAUUCUAAUCCUAUACAUUUGGCAUUAUAAAUUAUCGUAUUUCUUUUUUAUUGUUCCCAUUAAUUUGAAUAACUCUGCUCUGUAUUUGACGGUACGUUCUAUGCCAUACGUCUUGGGCGUUUUUUCUGCAAAAAAACACUAACUAAGGACCAUCUUUAGGUAGAGCCUGCCUUUUGAUAGUCAACAAAUAGAAUUGGCAAGAAGAAAAAAAUCAUCUACAAUUACUAGCCAGUCAGUAGACACAGAGGACGGUUCGAUUAAAAAUUGAUUACUUCUGCAAACGUAGUAGAUGCACGAGCGUUUCCUGCUGCAUAGAAGGAACGCGUUUGGCCAAUUGGCUCACGAAGUAUUGGAGUACUGGUUGGCUCUUGGGCAUCGGAAAGAGCGACGAAGAUAUAGCGUUCUCAACCGCUUUUUAAUUCUCGACGAAAAAAAGAAUGGCAAACAUGAUCAUGUACAGAUCACCGUUUUCAUUAUGACUACCAUUAUUACCACCGUCAGUCGAUUGCAGCGAUCGUCACAAGUAUCAUCACGAUCCGAUCCGACAGCACAAUUCGAUAGACCAAUAAAGGACAUCACCUAAAUGUAAAGACUAUCAAUCUAUGUAUUUGCACUAUAGCCCCACGGCAGAUUUUCAUUGUCUAUACGCACUCACUAGAUUCUAUUGCGAAGAGAGCCAUCGCAUACUCCGUAACCGAAACUUAGUAUAAAACACAGAAAUAAAUCAGCUGAAGCAUUUUUUACUAUAACGCUUCGUUGUGGUUAGUAGCUAAUUACUUGCGAAGAUCUCAUGAGACUUUGACGAGACCUGUCAUACACCGAACGUCUGCCAGGACGAGCUAAGAGACUAAUUAAAUAGCUAAAAACUCAGAACUUGGAUAUUAGCAGGCGUUUUUAGAAGUCACAAUAUUUUUGCGGGAGGAAAAGGAUAGUUUGACGAAAAACAUUACGCUAGCACAUAUCUCAAUAGUGAUUGAAUAGUGACGAAUCUAUACAUCUAAAACACAUGGCCAAACUAAAAUGAUUGCUGACUAGAAGCACGCUCAAUGACACGAAACGAUCAUAGAUAGUGAUAUUAGCUAUUUAUCGAGGCGCAUUCGAGAUCGCGGAAGCCUUCCGUUCAAAGCGUUAAUGGCGCGCGGGUUACCAAUUGCUUAAGCGACAAGCAACGAAAAUGUCGAUCGUUCGUCUUCUUGUGUCCACGGUAACCGAAAGAGCCGUAUACCAAUCACUAGGUUCCACAUUAAAUCUCUACGUAAGUCAAUUUGAGCUACAUAUGCGAUUCACCAGCAGUGUUCUACCACGUGUUCAGUUGGCGCCUAUAUUUAAACGUAACUAUUUUAUUUAGCUACAUGUGUUUGAUGAUAUGGCUAUUCGUUUGAUUACAUAUCUGGUCGAGAACGUAUUUGUUGGGGGAGCUUAGACGAAUGGCGUCUAGAAGUAUUGAGCUAGGACCACGGCCAUCUAGGCGGCGACUCCGGUUUUAUCCGGACGCCUGAUAGAGAAACUCCCAUUGAAAAUACGUUCUGGUGAGCCCGGCUUUUUGUCACUGAAAUCUUGACAGUUUGCUCCGUUUGCACGCUGAUUUUGGAGAUAGAUUUGCCAAUAUACUCGAAAGCGUUUGUUGAUUUAGAAACGUAGCCAGUCUUCCAUGGGCUUUUGACCUCUCCGUUCAAAAUGUUGUAUGUCAUCAGGAGGUACGUAUUUGUAUAAUCAACAUCGUCGAGGUACGGAACGCGCUGACAGCCGGUGAGGGGAAAAAUUGUUAUUUCUAAAUCGUACACACGAUUUUUGGCUACGGCUAACAAUACUUGAUGACAAAUUACGCUACCUUGUACAAAGGCAUGAACUUUUAUCGAUGAAUCUGAUUAGCAGUACAUGUGUUCGUUUGAGCAGAUCUCAGUCAUUUGCUGAGUCUGAAAAGCAGAAGAGAGAAGAAGCUAUUUGAUGGAUGCAUGGAUACAUUAUUAUACACCUAUGGCGACUCGGGCUGCUGCCAUUUGUAUGAGUUUUCAGCUUGUCGGUGAUAUAAAACAUAUCUCUUUGAGACAAACCCUUGCAUAUUGUAAUUAUGAAAUAUAUUUAGCAAAAAAUUGAUUGACCCGAACAAUGGUAAUACGAGAGGUAAUAAAUAAUUUGUUAAGGUCUAUGACAGUAAUACCCAGCUGUACAGGGGAGAAAUUACUGAAGAGUUCAGCUAAAAAAAUAGCGAGUUACGCCAGUCUGUGUAAAAAUUUAAACACAAUUAUCAAGUUUUUAAUCACUCGUGUUAAAUUCAAGAUUUUAUACUCGCAAGUUUUAUAUAUAUAUACGUGUGUAUUUGAUAACGAUUGCACUUACCUUUCAUGGAUCAGUAAGUUAGGCAUAGACAAUAAGAAAUAAACGGUUGAAGCUAAACAGAAGUAUCAGUCUGGUGAUAGCGGUUUCUGAAAAGCUCGCUUACAACUACGUAAUUCGCGUAGUGGCUGAAGUGAAUCAUCUUAGAUCAGUCAACUUUCAACCAGAUAAAUUGCGACAGCAUACGAUUAGUUUGGCCGUCAAACUUACCGAGACCACUUUGAAUCCGGGUUGAAAGAGGCCAGCUAGAAGCUGGAUAGUUCAAAUUUGAAGGCACAAUAGGCAAAUCGAUAAUACGAAGAUAAAGAAAAGCCGUUAUCUGAAUGAUGAAGAUCGUAUCUUACGUCUGCCAGGUUGACCGUAAAUGCUGAAGCACGAUAAUGCAGCUGACUUUUUUCAGUAGAAAAUAAAAAUCAAGACAGCGCGGACUUGCCAGGCUUUCCUCAAAGCCAUAAGACGCUUAGUUUGAACGACAGACUUUCAUUCGCUUUUUACGUGAUUGCUAUAAAACUGAGAUGCAAGUUACUUUCCACCUGGUAAUUAUAAAAACCUUUUCUCUUGACAAUUAUUCUUAUAGGAUUAUUAUUAUUAUAGGAUUAGCUACAGGAAAAGCACAGACAUCACAACGGGCUGUUAUUUAUGCCAAAUAAAGGAACAGGUCUAUAGAUGUGAUUCUCACUCGGAACUCUUCGAAAAUAUCGUGUUUCGAAUUAUCUAGUUUUUCUAUAAGGCCAACUGUGUAUUACCACAACUGAUGGAACUGCACCCAUCAAUUGUAUGCACUGACUAGCUACCUAGUAAGAAUUACGCGUGCGGAAAAUAUUAUAUAUGUUUUCUAAUUCGUUAUAAUUAGAAAACUAUAUAAAAACUAGAAAUAGAAAUUAAUGUAUAGUUAAAGUGAAAUAAACUGGAUUACGAUUUUGUCCGUCUUCGGUUUCAAGCUAUGAAAUUGAAGUAUUUCGAUAUUUGUUUGUGUGUAGUCGUUUACUAGUAUUAUGAUAAGUAAUUAUAUAGGUAGUUGGUAAUAAGAAUGUCUAAAAGUAAGUAUAAUAUACAGUGAAUGCAUCCUCACAAACUAAAACAAUUCUAACAUGGCCACCCACGUCAUGCUGAAUCAUGUCAUUUUAAGAUCUGCGUUGAAAAUUAUAAAUAAAAAUUAUCACAAAAACAGAUAUGACAAUAAGCUUUGUAUUAGAACCUAUUUUUCAUUAUUAUAGCA